This is a messenger RNA of Stomoxys calcitrans (stable fly), 1779 nucleotides long. RefSeq lists its product as uncharacterized. The transcript has 3 exons. The record is from RefSeq and is a predicted model, not a curated record. The coding region runs from base 298 to 1779 and encodes 493 amino acids. NCBI's taxonomy places the organism in Eukaryota, Metazoa, Arthropoda, Insecta, Diptera, Muscidae.
ACCGCACCCCACCCCACCCCAUUGAUGAGGUGAUAACCGCACCCAACCGCAGCCGAUCGUAGCGCAGGUGGCGACCGCAGGGGGGUAUGUGGUCAGAUGGCGGGCCGCCGGUUGAAAUGUGUGGACGGACAUUAGGGCGCAGAUCGCAGGGCGCAGAUCGCAGAUCGCAGGGCGCAGAUCGCAGGGCGCAGUGGCAGAUUUCGAUGAUGACUCAUCGCCCAACUUCAACUAGUGUUGGAGGGUGGGUGAUGUAGAUUGCUGACCGCAGGCUAUAGUUUGGUUUGAGUGUGAGAGUUUAUGAUUAAUGUUGAAUGUUGUGUGACCACCACACUGGAGUGUGAUGAAAUAAUUGUGGUCAGUGUAGUUCUAUUUUUUCCCAGGAAGAACAAGAGUAAAAAAUUAUAUUUGUUUUCGUAUAAAAAGGGCAAACGGUUUCAUAUUGUAAUCAUUAUAUUAAAAAUCAUUUAUUUAAUCAAAUUCAAAAUUAUUGUUAUAAAAAUGAGAGAAUUUGUAUGUAAUAUUUGUGAGAAAACUUACGAACAUAAUCAAUCUUUGAAUCGUCAUUUGCGUUUACAACAUUCAAUUGAGUGUGUGAAAUGUAAUCAGAAUUUUAGUACUUAUCCAGAGCUUUUAAAGCAUAUGAAGUCAAUGGACCACAAUGAAAAAAAAGAGGAAAAAACGGUAUACUGUGAAAAUUGCAAUUUAGCUAUUCCAAAAAAUCAGUGGAAGAAUCAUAUCAGCACUAACACACACAUCGAUAAGUGUGUAAAAUGGUUAGAUAAGGAUGUGUCUUGCUUUGGAUCUAGCUUUCAAAAUCGAAUAGAAAGUUAUAAAAUAAAAAAUAGUGAGAUCAAUAACUUGAUACCCGAAAACUUUUUCAAAUCAAUUCAAGAAAAAGUAAUCAAUAUAAUUCAAAAGGCGUUGCAAAAGCAUGAAUCUAUUAAAUAUAAUUGUACACUACAUUGUAAUUAUAUUUUGAUGAAAGAGAAAGCGGAAGAUGAAAUUAGUUUAUUUACACAUCACACAAAAAUGUUGGUACUAUCUCCCUCAAGUACACUGGAAGAAAUUUUAAAUCAUUAUAUUGAAAAUUGUAAUGAAAUAAUUAAAAAAAUGAGUGAAUUCCAAGAACGAGAUAGUGGAUGGACUUUAAUCGAAAUAAAACAUCUAGAGAUCAACAUCAACAAAUAUACAUGUUUGAGAGGAUCUCAAUACAUAAAUCUUCCUCCCAAAAUAAGGAAUAAAAAGGCUUGCAUCAAUGUGCAAAACAAUGAUGUCUAUUGUUUUAAAUGGGCAAUAAUAUCAGCAUUAAAUCCACUUCCAAAGGAAAAGAAACCACAUAAAUGUAGCAACUACAAAGUAACGGACAUUAAGGCACACAUUAUAACAUUGGAAAAUAAUAUAAUAUUAAAUUUUGAAAACAUGGAAUUUCCCCUUACCAUAAAUAAAAUCAGAGUCUUUGAGUUGCAGAAUCCUGAUAUAAAAGCUGAGAAAUCAACUCACAUCAAUCUUCUCCUAAUAGAAGAGGAUGAUAAAUUUCAUUACAUCUGGAUAAAAAAUAUAUCAAGAUUGUUGCGAAGUUCUAUAACAAAGAAUAAAAAUAGGAUUCAUUUUUGUAACACCUGCUUAACUCAUGUUUCUUCAAGUAGUAGACUAGAGAAACACAAACGUGAGUGUAAAAAGAUGGUGACAACAAUGCCAUCAGAUAAAGAUAAAAUACUUAAAUUUAAGAAUUUUAAACAUAAAUUAGAUAUUCCAUUCUCAAUUUUGGGGACACUAUAA